This is a messenger RNA of Cryptomeria japonica (Japanese cedar), 2321 nucleotides long. Its product is annotated as disease resistance protein TAO1-like. NCBI's taxonomy places the organism in Eukaryota, Viridiplantae, Streptophyta, Pinopsida, Cupressales, Cupressaceae. The transcript is spliced from 4 exons. The record is from RefSeq and is a predicted model, not a curated record. Gene Ontology annotation, biological process: defense response to fungus. The coding region runs from base 27 to 2168 and encodes 713 amino acids.
CUCAUAAUGUCCAAAGUUGUGGGUAAAUGGUUGAAUAUCUCAAGUCCUGGCUGUUGGAAGGAGCAGAGGGCGAAAUAAGUGAACGCAUGGUGGACUUUGUAUAUCAUCGCUUGGAUGCCUCAUGUAAAGAGGCAUUUCUUGACAUAGUUUUCUUCUUUUGUAAUUGGGAGCGGUGCAUGGUGGCCUUUGGUGUUGGAGAGAUGGAGUUUCAAGAGCUUGAAAGGUCUGCACUAGUAAAUGUCACAGAUGAAGGUGAAGUGAAUGUUCAUGAUAUAGUGAAAGCAAGAGGAAGAAUGCUCUCACUAGAAGGGGAGAGAAUAACCGAUCUUGAAUCUCUCACAGAUGUUCUCCAAGAUGCACAGAGGAUUAAGAAAACGAAGGGAAUUUUUCUUUCUGAAAAUUUUGAGUUGGAAGCACGUCAUCUCAACUUGAUGAAGAGAUCAUUAAGAGUUUUGAUCUUGAUAGAAUCAACAAGAAUAGUAAAUGGAGAAUGUGAAGGAGCCUUUGAACAUCUAAGGUUGGUCAGCAUCGACAACCAUGAUAAUUACUCACGGAUGAAUGUUAGUAAACAUCCCAAAUUAACAGCUCUUAUUGUGAGAUAUGACGAAGACUCCAACUUUCCUGAGGUCUCAGGCGUCACAUCCUCAUUGAAAUAUAUGUGUAUAGAAAGCUCUACAUUAGUAAAUCUUGUCACCACCCUUUCCCAACUUCAGUCUUUGCGUUCUCUAACACUGCAGAAUUGUAGAGGGUUUGAUAGCCUUCCUCAAAACAUUGGGAACCUACCUUUUUUGGGAAAGUUGGAUUUGUCAAGUUGCUCCAGUUUGACAAGCCUUUCAGACGACUUUGACAAUUUAUCUAGUUUGGAAAACUUGGAUUUAUCUUAUUGUCCUAGUUUGAUAAGCCUUCCAGACAGUUUUGGUAAUUUGUCUUCUUUAAACCAAUUGGAUUUACAAUCUUGUUCCAGUUUGAUAAGCCUUCCAGACAGUUUUGGUAAUUUGUCUUCUUUAAACCGAUUGUAUUUAACAUCUUGUUCCAGUUUGAUAAGCCUUCCAGACAGUUUUGGUAAUUUGUCUUCUUUAAACCGAUUGUAUUUACCAUCUUGUUCCAGUUUGAUAAGCCUUCCAGACAGUUUUGGUAAUUUGUCUUCUUUAAACCAAUUGGAAUUACAAUCUUGUUCCAGUUUGAUAAGCCUUCCAGACAAUUUUGGCAGUUUAUCUGAUUUGGUAGAGCUACGAUUAGACGCUUGUACAGAGCUAUCUGUGUUGCCAGAAAGUUUCGGAAACCUUGGUUCUUUGGAGAAGUUGAUAUUGACACAUUGUGAUGAGCUCUCGAAUCUACCUCAAAACUUUGGUCAGCUGAAGUGUUUAAAAUAUGUGAGCAUAUAUGGAUGUUUCAAAUUACAGACCCUCUCAAGUGAUUUUGAAUGUUUGAGUUCACUGGUUGCCGUUGAUGCUUCAUGUUGUUUUCAACUGGAGGAAAAUGCAAUGGACAAGUUAGCGAUGAUGAAGGGAUUGAUGUUUGUGGGUAUAAAUGGAAGCCCUAUGUUGAAAAUGCGGUGGGAUCAAGUGAAAGACCAAUAUUCUUUAGUAGUAAGACAGGGAUUGCGGCUAGGUGCAGAUAGAGAUGUAAUGCAUAGAGCAUUUUUUCACAGUGAGUCAAAAUUCCUACAUGUUGAUGAGAAUGGGCAGUUUGCGGAGUCCCCCCGUCCAGCAGCCGGCGUAAUUCUGUGUGUGUUGUUAACGGUGUGUGAUCUGACAUCGCCAUCAAAUAGCAGAUAUUUGGAAGCAGUGAAGAGGAAAUGGAUGGAGGUGAAAAGUGCAUCGGUGGAGAUGAUGAUGAUGAUUUUGGUGGAGGUGGGAAGUUCAUGGGAUGAAAGCGAAGGACGAGUUACAGAAAUCCUCCCCCAUUUGCCGAGGGACACCACUGCUUGGAUUGCUCCUGACAAUAGGGCCAGGCUACUCUUUGCCUAUUCCCUUUUCAAGGUUUUGCGGGAUGAAUAUAAUUAUAAUAAGAUGUGUGAUGUCAUCGUCAGCAUGUUAACAUCUGUGGAUGAAGAGGGAAGGAUGAAGAUGCAGCUUCUCAACGACCACUAUACACCUGAUUUUGAGUACCAAGACAGUUGGGAGAAAUUAUUCUCCCCUAUUUUCGAAGCUUCAAAUUUUUUCUAGAGGCGCCAAUUGGGUGAAAUGUUCUCCGCAACUAUGAUAAGCUAACGGGCCUUUCCCAGCCGCCACUUUUAUGUAUCAUUGGCCUCCCGCCGGGCUUGUGAGGUGCCCGACUUUCUCCCAGGCCAUUUUAUUGAACAGUUUGAAUGCAUUUCA